AUGAAGGCGCUGAGUACCCUGGGCGCGCGGCCCUUGGGCCGCCCCCCUGCCCAGUUUCUCCUGCUCGCGCGCGGCCGAAAAACCCGCCACGAUCCGCCGGCCAAGUCCAAGAUCGGGCGCGUGGCGACCCCGCCCGCCGUGGAUCCUGCGGAAUUAUUCGUGCUGACGGAGCGUUACCUGCAGUACCGCCAGACGGUGCGCGCCCUCAGAAGGGAAUUCGUGACCGAGGUACGCAGGAAGGUGCAUGAGGCCCGAGCCGGUGUCCUGGCAGAGCGCAAGGCGCUGCAGGAUGCCGCUGAGCACCGCGAGCUGAUGGCCUGGAACAAGGCAGAGAACCAGCGGCUGCAUGAGCUGCGGAUGGCCAGGCUGCGGCAGGAGGCGCGGGAGCAGGAGCGGCGGCAAGCGGAGGAGGCGGCUCGGGAAGCCCGAGAGGCGGAGGCCUGGGCCCAGCUCAAGAAGCGGGAAGUGCUGCAGCUGCAGGAGGAUGCAAAAGACUUCAUCACCCGAGAGAAUCUGGAGGCGCGGGUGGAAGAAGCUCUGGACUCCCCCAAGAGCUACAAUUGGGCCAUCACCAGAGAGGGGCUGGUGGUCAAGCCACAGCACAAGGGCUCCUGAGGUCCCAGUGAGGACAGUACCCACCCAGGGACCAUGGAAGUAAAGGGGUUAGGCCUGAUCUGAAAUAAAGCAGUUGGUGUUU
Messenger RNA from Budorcas taxicolor (takin), 697 nucleotides. RefSeq names its product 28S ribosomal protein S26, mitochondrial-like. The transcript has a single exon. Bases 1 to 615 code for a protein of 204 amino acids. NCBI's taxonomy places the organism in Eukaryota, Metazoa, Chordata, Mammalia, Artiodactyla, Bovidae. Gene Ontology annotation, cellular component: mitochondrial small ribosomal subunit. The record is from RefSeq and is a predicted model, not a curated record.